AUGGCGAAGCGAAGCGCGCUGUCCUGUGCACUGGCAGCAGUGGGAGCCCUGCUGCUAUGCUGCAUGGCCACUGCCUUCGUGGCUCCUGGUGCGCCACCCCGCAGUGCCAGCGCGGUGCAACUUCGUGCCGGAGGUGAGUACACAGGCUUCGUGCCGGACCUGCAGCGCCGCCAGCUGAUGAACUUCGUCCUGGUGACCACAGCCGGCAUCCCAGUGCUGGUGGCGCUGGGAUGCUACCUUUGGUACUUCGUGCCGCCGGUGGCCGGCGGUGGCAGCGGUGCGACACUGGCCGGUGAUCAGGAGG
Symbiodinium necroappetens is the source of this 304-nucleotide messenger RNA. The record is from the annotation of a GenBank genome assembly. NCBI's taxonomy places the organism in Eukaryota, Dinophyceae, Suessiales, Symbiodiniaceae.